Messenger RNA from Ictalurus furcatus (blue catfish), 5567 nucleotides. RefSeq names its product gastrula zinc finger protein XlCGF26.1-like. Gene Ontology annotation, cellular component: nucleus. The transcript is spliced from 6 exons. Gene Ontology annotation, biological process: cellular developmental process. The coding region runs from base 1792 to 3789 and encodes 665 amino acids. The record is from RefSeq and is a predicted model, not a curated record. Lineage: Eukaryota; Metazoa; Chordata; Actinopteri; Siluriformes; Ictaluridae. Gene Ontology annotation, molecular function: histone methyltransferase activity; DNA-binding transcription repressor activity, RNA polymerase II-specific; protein binding.
UAUCACGUAGCAAAAAACUCCUCACAGAAAUCUUGUCAGGUUAGCUAGCAUACAUGUACAUAUACUCGGCUCUCAUUUCAGCUGAAUCGGUUCCACUCAGUUAAAUAAACCUAUAACUUGCAUUAAACUAGGGAACAACUGUUUUUUGUUUGUUUGUUUGUUUGUCUGUCUGUCUGUCUAUCUAUCUACCUCAUGGAUCUCCCAUGUUAGUGACUUUUAAUGGGUUGUGUCUAGUAUAGAGUUUAUUUUGUGUAAGCCCACACCAGGGUACAGUUUUAUUUUCAGUGUUAGAAAUUAUUUUAGGCACUAUAAAUUUUCUAACAGGUUGCCUGAAAAAGAUUCAGUCUGUUAAAUGGUUAAAAAUGGGACUUUGUCAGAAUAAAGAGGAAAAAGUGUUUACAGAAAUUUAGACAGGCCUGUAAAAAAGUGUCGAUUCUAAUCAUUAAAUAUUCUUAAUGGUAAUGAUAAUUAAUCAGUGAGCCAGAUAAACAGCAUCGUCAAGCCCAUCACUAUAGAAAAUGGAGUGUUUUUAUAUACAGGGUUGUACGGUAAUCACCACAAUUCACUCUUCUCCUGAUAUGUAGAAACAGAAGUCCUGUAAGUGUUUCUAUUUUCUUGUGUGUAAUAUACAGAAUAAAGAGUCAGUGAUAUACUGUUUACUGUCCUGCUCUGACAUCACUGCUCUACACUCCAGCACAGUCUGUGGAGGUAAAGCAUCACAUUACCAGAGCAGUGUUAGUGCUGGAAGUACUGCUGAUAUUGAUCACCGUCUGCUUUUUAAAAUCAGCUAGAGUGUGGUAGUACAGAACGAUGACAUGAUGGAUUUUUUUUAAAUCCUGUUUUUAUCAUAACAUUUAUGAAUACAGAAUAAGGUUCCAGAGUUACACAGCUUAACCAGAGAAACAGUCGACGGUAGGUCCAGAUCCACUCUGUUCACACUGACAUGUACUUAAUAAAAUGGAUGCAUGGAUAUUUGAUUCCCAGACUUUGAAUGGUGAAACAUGUAGAAACAAUUCAAAUGUAAAGUCAAAUAUAUAUAUUUUUAAAAAGCUGUUUUCUUAUUUCCCUGUUGUUAUUUUGGAACAAAAUGUGAAUGAAUGUAAAGUACACAGUUCUGCACUUUGGCUUUAUAAACUGUUUACUUCUUUUUUUAUUCUUAUUUUUCUUUUCAUUUUUUUUUAUCUUUAGUUAGGCCUAUAUUAAUUAGCUGUAUGGGGCACGUGAGGCCAAGUAAGAUACACACAGCACUUUUCACUGUUUUAGUUUUUAUAGAUUCUGAUCAAAUUCAUCUAUUGUUCAUUAUUGUAUGACAGUAAGACACAAUGGAACUCUAGAACGGUGCUGUGAAUAUUAUUAAAGUUCGGGUUAAACGACGUGUGUAGCGUGUGUAAGAUAUUCGCAUUAAAUUAAAAAAAAGAAAAGAAAAGAAAAGAAUACUACAUUGGUAUAUGGACCGAGUAGUGCUGUGAUGCGAUGACGCAUGCGCAGUGCGGCUCCGAUUUCAGCGCGUGCGCGGUGUAUAUCUGGAAAAGUGGGGUGCGCGUGCGUCAUGCAGCAACGGUUUGGCAUCGGUUUCCUGGAUGGAAGAGAAGAAGAGAAUAGUUCCCUCUCUCUUCCUCCCCCUUUCAUCUCUAACGAGAGUUUUCACUCGCAGUUAAAUCUGAUCGAGAUAAGAGAAAACUGAAAUCUCGUGCGCUCUCUCUCUCUCUCUCUCUCUCUCUCUCUCACUCACUCACUCUCAGUGUGCGCGUGCGUGCUGGUCCUGCUGAGGUAACCCCUGAGAAAAAUAAAAUGCAGCUGGACAGCUACAGUUAUGGAAGCAGCCUCUGCGAUGGAUCAAACUCUAACGACAUUACAGAUAUUAAAGAAGAAGACUACCUCUACUGUGAGGUUUGUAAGUCCUCCUUCAUGAAGGAGUGUGAGAUUCAUGGUGCGGCGCUCUUCGUCCCUGACACCCCUGUUCCCAUGGGGGUAUCCGAUCGAGCCAGACAAACCCUUCCAGCUGGUCUAGAACUUCGGAAGUCCAGUAUUCCUGACUCGGGCCUGGGAGUGUUCAAUAAGGGGGACACGGUUCCGGUUGGUGUUCACUUCGGGCCAUAUCAGGGAGAGCUGGUAGACCGAGAGGAAGCCAUGAACAGUGCCUACUCUUGGGUGAUAAGCAAGGGCAGACAAUGUGAAGAAUACAUAGACGCCAGAAACGAGAAGCAUGCUAACUGGAUGAGGUAUGUAAAUUGUGCUCGUGAUGAAGAAGAGCAGAAUCUGGUGGCGUUCCAGUAUCGAGGAGGGAUUCUCUACCGCUGUUGUCAAUCCAUUAAACCAGGACAAGAGCUCUUGGUGUGGUACCAAGAGGAUUAUUCCAAAGAUCUCUGCGUUACUUUGGAGUACCUCAGGAAGAAAAAGUUCUCCUUCAAUGAAGUGAAAGACACCUUAUUGCAAGUCUUCUCCUGCUCCUUGUGCUCAGUGUCUUAUUCAAGUCGAAUUUACUUCGACAACCACAUGAGGAGAUGCCACUAUGAGGAGUUUGUGAGACAACAAAAGUCGGGACUGAUUAAAUAUGAUGAUGAUGAUGAUGUGAAGGCCACAGAAAGGUCCACUAGUCAGCAGAUCUCUUGUAGUUUCUCUCAUGGAGAGAAUCAGGAAGCAGUUUAUCUCUGCUCAGAGUGUGGGAAGAGUUUCACUUACCAGAGUAAUCUCAGACAACACCAACGCAUCCACACUGCAGAGAAACCAUAUGACUGCUCAGAGUGUGGAAAGACUUUCAAUCACCCGAGCAAUUUCCAGCGACACCGGCGUGUCCACACGGGAGAGAAACCAUUUCAAUGCUCAGAGUGUGGAAAGAGUUUUACUCAAAAGAGCCAUCUCAAACUACACCAGCGCAUUCACACGGGAGAGAAACCGUUUCAGUGUUCAGAGUGCGGGAAGAGUUUUACAGAACUGAGUGCUCUCCAGCAACACCAGCUCAUUCACACAGGAGUAAAAUCACAUCACUGUUCACAGUGUGGAAAGACUUUCAAUCACCCGAGCAAUUUCCAGCGACACCAGCGCGUCCACACGGGAGAGAAACCGUUUCCCUGCUCUCAGUGUGGAAAGAGUUUUACUCAAAAGAGCCAUCUCAAACUACACCAGCGUAUUCACACGGGAGAGAAACCGUUUCAGUGCUCGGAGUGCGGGAAGAGUUUUACUCACCAGUAUCCUCUCCAACAACACCAGCGUAUCCACACCGGAGAGAAGCCGUACCACUGCUUGUACUGUGGGAGAAGUUUCAAUCAUCAGAGCUCUCUCAAGGAGCACCAGCGUAUCCACACAGGGGAGAAGCCGUACAGCUGCUCAGAGUGCAGGAAGAGCUUUACUCACCUGAAAGGUCUCCAGCAGCACCUGCACACUCACAAUGGAGAGAAACCAUUCCACUGUCGACAGUGUGGGAAGAGCUUUACAGAGCAGAGAACCCUGCGCCGACACCAGCGCAUUCACACCGGAGAGAAGCCGUAUCACUGUGCUCAGUGUGGGAAGAGUUUUACUUACCAUAGCAGUCUGCAGCGCCACCAACAGAUUCACACAGGAGUGAAGCCGUAUUACUGCUCACAGUGUGGAAAGACUUUUACUCACCAGAGCGGUCUGCAGAGACACCAGCGCAUUCACACGGGAGAGAAGCCAUAUCGCUGCUCGCUGUGCGGAAAGAGCUUUACUCAAAACAGCCAUCGGAAACAACACGAGCGUCUUCACGCGGGAGGACGUUUCGAUUACUCGAGCUCACUAAAGACACUUAAUUGUCCUAAUACAGAGAUGUGAAACCUUAAAUAGAGAUCAUUCCUGUCAUAUUCACUACAGCAGGGUUCUCAAAGUGGGGUCAGAAACAAGUAGGACUACAACGGGUGGGUUCUCACCCUUUAUUCGGCCGGUGUCCCCAUUUUAAAGGCUUGUAAUUCCUGUAUUUUUUAGUGUUUCUAGCUUGAAAAUGAGACAAUGCCACACAAAUAUAAGCUUCUCUUUAUUUUAAAUAGCCAAAUGAAGGAUAAUGAAAUGUUAAUACAGGAUUCCGUGGAGUUUUUUUUGUGAUUGUCGCAGACAUUAAUGCUUGAUUUUUUUUCAAAAUUUGCCAUGCAAUUUGAAAACUGCUUGAAUUGCAGUCAUGUUUGUUGGUAAACGAGAGCUUUUAGCUGUACUCUUGUUCGACGCACAUGAAUCGAAGAGGGCUUUGGCUGAAUGAGCGUCGUGAUGACGUCACAUGACGCGUCUCAGCCCAAAUCUGCGGAAAAUCUGGGGAAAAUUCUGAAAAAUUGCAAGCUCCUGCGAAUAUUCCUUGAUUUUGCAUUCAUUUCUGUGCAAAAUUCAGGAGGGACUGAAUAAUAAUAACAAUAAUAAUAAUAAUAAUAAUAAUAAUAAUCUGGCACUUUUAAUUAUUAUUAUCAUUAAGUAUUCCAUAAACCAUGUUCCUGUGAACACCUCUAUAUCUCAAGAGACCCCAAAGGUGAGAACCUAUGGACUGUAAAUAAUGUCAAUUUGAACCUACUCAGUUUUCUUAGUGGAAGGUUCUGGAAUUUAUUAUUUUUUAAAGCUCUAUGGUUUUAAUAAAUAGGAUAAAUUUUAUUGUAUAUAUUUUAAUAAUGUUUAUGAAGUAAAUCUGAACUGAGGGGGUCCAGGGGGACAGUUUGAGUAGUCCUGCACUGCAGUACAGGUCUGUUUGUGUUGAACGUGCAGGAAGGGGUGUUUUUAAUGUACUGUAUUAGUUAAUUAUCAAUCAUCACUACUGAAGACUUUUGCCCGUUCAUAUUGUUCUGUAAUCUGUAAUGUCCCAUUGUUACAAACAUUUCAUUGUUGUUUUGUUUAUUUUAAAUUGAUGUUAGAAGUGGUUAAUUAGUGUCAUGGGAUCAAUCUGCCAGAAGGACCAUCAGCAGGUAAAGGUUCUAGUACAGAAAUAGAAUAGAGAUUUCUUUCUCUUUUUUUCAGACAUGAGUGACUUAACCAUCAGUUGAUGGUGGCAUUAACAAACUACCUAAACUGGAGCAGAGGAAGAUGGCACUGGGAGGAGCCAGGACUUGGCAGGGGAACUAAUAUCUAACUACCUAAAGCUACUGUAGAUUAACGAGACCACUGGUCCUAGUCAUCAGGCAGUCAAUGAGAAUAGAGCAAUAGCCUGAAGACCUCAUGAUAAUAGAAGUAGGAUCCAGCCAAGAGCCAGGGCUUGUAGACAUCAGAUAGGAGCAGGAACUUGUGCACCUCAGGGCAGGUACCCUAUGAUUGUGGUGGCACGAGAGGUAAGAAAAGACAAAGCUGUUCAGUAUAGUGUAGUAGACCUAUUUAUAAAGGUUAGCUCUAGCCUUAUGGAGACACCACCAUCAAAUAUUAGAACCCAAUAGAACUUCCUAGAAUUUUCUAAUCAUUUUAAUGUGUUUAAUGGUUUGUAGUGGUAGUUUGGUGUUGUUUCUAAUGGUUACUGAUGCACUGCUCAGUUCUGGUGAUAAUUACCAGCAACCAAAAAUGAAAACAUUAUCAUUUAGCAUAUUUGACCUUUAAUAAAUAAUAUUUAGACAUAAUAAAUAAAUAAUGAAUUGCUUACAAGAUAUGGU